This is a messenger RNA of Lepidothrix coronata (blue-crowned manakin), 2255 nucleotides long. RefSeq names its product mitochondria localized glutamic acid rich protein (gene MGARP). Bases 45 to 839 code for a protein of 264 amino acids. The record is from RefSeq and is a predicted model, not a curated record. The transcript is spliced from 7 exons. Gene Ontology annotation, cellular component: mitochondrial outer membrane; mitochondrion. Gene Ontology annotation, biological process: anterograde axonal transport. Lineage: Eukaryota; Metazoa; Chordata; Aves; Passeriformes; Pipridae.
GGCACAGUCGAGCGCCCGCUCCGCUCCCCGCCGCCGCCGCCACCAUGUCCCUGUGCAGGGCCGCCUCGCAGGCGCUGGCGUUCCGCCUGAGCAGGGCUCCCGCCGCCGCCGGCCGCCUCAAGCAGCGCGCACCUCUUCGCCAGAUGUCAUCUGGGAGCGUUCCUGGCUCUUCUGGAGAGAGUAUGAUUAUCUAUCUACUUGCUGGUGUUGCGGCUUUCAGUGGUUUAUUUUAUGCCUACAGAGUAGUCAGUUCAUCCCGCAGCAGGUUUAUUGACCAUGUGAAUGUUCUUCAUGAGAGAGCUGAGGGGCGGAAAGGCAACCCUUGGUCAAGGAAGGAAGGUGAUGAAGAGACGGAUGAAGUCACUGAAGCAGAGAAAGCCACGGAAGAGGCUGAUGCAGCAGACGCUGCGGGACCUGCAGCACAGGAUGAGAGUGCUGGACCUGCAGCACAGGAUGAGAGCUCUGGGGAAUCCCCAGAAGCUGAAGGGGAGAAUGACUUACCGGCUCCAGAGGCAUCCCCUGCUGUGGAGGAAGCACAGCAGGAAGCUACUGCUAAUUCAGAAGCUGCUGCUAAUUCAGAAGCUGCUGCUAAUUCGGAAGUUGCUGCUAAUUCAGAAGCUGCUGCAGUGCAAGAAUCUGUGAGUGAAGUCUUGGAUGUUGCAGCUUCUUCCGCCCUUGAGGAAAACUCAGACAGUGGCGAGGAAGGAGCAGCCUCAGCAGCUCAAGAGCUUUCUGACACAGCCUCCGAGAGCCAGGACGCUGAUGCUGAGGAGUCGUGGCAAACUGCAGAAGUUUCUGAGGAGGAGAAGACACCUGAAGAAUCUGCUAAAGACCCCUAAAGUAAGCAGUGCUGAAGCCUUUGAAAAGUUUAACGGAAAUAUUUGUGGCAAUCAACCAGCUGAUUCCUGUGUGAAACCUCAUACUCUUCCUUGGAGACAUAAAAGAAACUGUGCAGUUUGUCAUGCCACACACUGCUCAUUAGGACCAGUAUUCAGUGCUGCAACAGAUAAGAUUUAAGUUGCUUAGAGAGACGCUUCUGUGAUUAACAUCUCUGCUGUAGAAAGUAGCACCCAGUCAAAGCACCACUCAGCAUGUCCUAAAUACAUGUGCUAAGAGAAGCAGUAGACUUAACUAAACCAUGCCAGGUGAACUCCUUCUAGGUCUUUGUUGUCUCGUUAUGUACACUGAUUUCUUACUCUUGGUCCAAACUGCUGUGCGUAGUUAUACCUUUGUAACAUUCCAUGCUAAAAUCUAAGUAAAGGGGUUUAAAUCAAGUCAAAAUCUUUUAAAAAUUACGUGUUAGCAUUUUUAAAUUGGAUCACGGGGAAAACAGCAACCUGUUUGCUCUCAAGUUUGGAUUUAAGAUUGUAAGCAUAGGACAUCUGGCUGUACAAUAUCUAAUUUUCCCCCCACAUAAACAUUUCAGAUACUACCCUUCCUUGCACAAAAUAAUAUCCAGGACUAAACAUUUUUAAGGCUCCUUCUUUGGGAAGAAAACCUGUUUGCAAGUGCUACCAAUAGGUACUUUAUAGCAUGACAAUCAAAAUAACGCCAGUUGAUGUUACUGAUCAUGGAUCGAAGUGGUGGCUCCUGCCUCGGGGAUGCUGGGCUCUGCUCCUACCAAAUCUCAAAAUCCCAAUGGAAGGCUAUGCAACAGGUGUUCAAAUGGACAAGGAUUCUUAGGGACUAAGAAAGAACAGAAUAGAUAAAUAAUCUUGUGUUCUUAGUAUUAACUUCAUAAAGAAUACACCUAUUAUGAAUAAUGGAUUUGUAUGACACUGUUCUCCUAACCCUCCAUUGUGCUAAGUGCAUGAGUGUGCAUCUAAGACAAAAUGCUGAGACCUGUUACAGCCACCACAGAAUGGCAACAAUUCUAAACCAGAGCCAAAAAAGGUAUAUUAUAUACUAUUUAUAUAGAAAGUGUGCUUUAUAAGGUGUAUCUGACUCUUUUCUCUCCAAGCAGAACUCUGGAAAAUGUUGAAAGGGAAAUGACAGCAUUAUGACAUUCCUACCUAUGGCACAAAGCAACACAUGCCGCUUCCCCCAUCAUAAAGCAAAUUAUAAUAGUGUUCCAACAAAAAUAUAGCCCGUUGCCCCUGGACCUGCUUAGGAAUAACUGGAAUAAUGCGGAGGCAAAAGCAGGCUCCUGAGCUUCGAGAAGAAAUACCACGGCCUUCUGCUUAAAGGAUAAAGCCACUGUGAUUAAAAGCAAUUUUUGUAGACAAAGCUACUGGAAUAAAAGUCUUAGACUGAUA